Messenger RNA from Parus major (Great Tit), 3299 nucleotides. RefSeq lists its product as uncharacterized. The transcript is spliced from 4 exons. NCBI's taxonomy places the organism in Eukaryota, Metazoa, Chordata, Aves, Passeriformes, Paridae. The record is from RefSeq and is a predicted model, not a curated record.
AUGGAUUCUGUCUUUGCAAGAGUAGUUCUAUGUUUUGUCCAGAAAUUUAAAUUCAUGGAACUCCCUGUCCCUCAGUGCUCCCAUCCUGUGAGAGCCAACAAGAAACUCCAGCCCUGUGUUUGGUGCCAAAUGCUGUCCCAAAUUCAAGGUAACUCUGAUUAAAGUCUCAUUAAAGCAGGAGGGACUGGGAUGAUUAAUGAGUUCUCAUGGAGUAUGAUUAGAGUGCAGCUGAGAAAGCUCCAGCUUAAUGACUUGGGAGAAGAUCAUCUCAGGAGCCAUUUCCAGGGAGAAACAAACUAUAGCAGAAGAAGUCCCCAGGGAUGGAUUGAUGUGGGAAAAUCACCUGCUCUUUGUCACUGUUGCUGCUUUCCAAGGGGAAGAUCAAAGACAGACCCUGAGAAGGGCCAGUGCAUCCCAGUGAUGGAUUCUCCUGAACUCUGGUGGCACUGCAGGAAGGGAAGUGUAAAUUCCAAGCUCCUGAGGGAUGUCUUUGAACCCUGGUGGCACUCUGGAAGGGAAUCCAAGCUCCCGAGCCUUCGCCAGGCUCACCAGAUGCUGAGGCAAACACUGCUGGGGUGGAUCCCCUGCACUGUGGAUCAGAGCUGCCCCCACAGAAACACCCUUGUUACAGGGACAGUAGGGGUGAUGCACUGCAAUUUUUAUCCUGGAAACAUAAUCCAGUGUAAAGCACACAAAGUCCCCUCCCAGAUUAACCUCAUCACUUGUAAACAUGAACGAAGAUAUCCUGGUUUUCCCUCUCCCCUCGUGGGGCUGAGUUCCUGCCUGCCCAGCACUGCUCUGGUUGCUGCUGUUCUCCUGCUCCUCACCACUUCUACCAGAAGGAAAAGGGCAGGUGAAGCCCCUAAAUCCUCUUGGCUGGUUUUCCUGCCCCUGCAGCUUAUCAUUGCAGAAACCCAGGUAUUGUUUACAGCAAUCCUUGGCCAGGGAAGCAGAGAUGAGGGAGGAGUGAGAGUCAGGUUUAAAAUGAGCAGGGAAGGUACAGUUUUAUACUCAAAAGAGAUUCUGGCCUUCAUGGCAGGAAAAGGGAUGGACUUUGGCAAACCCCAAUCAGAAAUCCCUGGUGUUUUAUGCUGGUUCAUCACUCCAGGGGAUUAUCCAACAGUUCCAUCCAUCCCUCAUGGGUGUGAGGCUUCUCCUUGAGCUCCCAGGCUAAAGCUGCCUGGAUUUGUUGGUUGUCUGACACCUUCUUUCAAGGCAGACACAAAUCACUUUGCUGGUUUGAGGAAGUCCCAGCCCUUCUGCUUCUUUCUGCUUGUGGUAAUAACAAAAAUCCCCAAUGUUGAUCAUUAACUGGCCUUGAAUCUACAGGAAUGACAUCAAAUCUUCAUCGAAGGAAAACUUUGCUACCUGCAAUCACCCCAAAUAUUCCAUGUGCUGACUGUGCUCAGUCCUUUAACCCUUAGGAAGUGCAGUUUGUUCAAGUUUCCUACACAUCUCUGAGCUCACAUUCCCUUUCACCACACACCCCUCUGCUCUUCCCCAAUUUCACGAGACAAGGAGGAAAUAUUUGUAGCUGUAGAGAAACCAAGGCUGAUAUUCAGAAGCCAAAACUGCUCUUAAAACCACACAGCUCGGUUUGUACCCAGGUGCUGAGGGUGGUGGUGGGGUGAGGGAAAGAACACACCUGGAAGUACAAUCUCCCUGGAAACAACUGCGCUUUUCUAACAGCACAGCACCAGAGGAAAGCUGUGGUGCAUUUGCUUUUCCAAAUUACUCUAUUUUUAAAUAGCAGGGAGCUGUAAACCCAAAUACAGGAAACUGGAUGUAUCUGGCAGCAGCUGAUACAUCACCACAGCCAGGCCAAGUGAGCUGCUUCCUCUGGACUUGAAUAUUCACAAAAAAAAAAAGAAGCGUUAAUUACCACCCAUUCUGAUCCGAUUCAGCAAAGUGGUAAAAAUCUGCUUUAUUUUAAACCUAUGAGUUUUUUCCUGGGCUUCAGAGAGACAAGGAAUGCAUUUGACAUCUUCUAAUAAACAAGGGGCUUCUUGGAAAAUAUUUGUCUACUUUAUAGUAUAAACUGUCAUCAGCUUGAGUUCUUGAGGUGGAAUUUACACUCCAAGAUAUUGAUUUGUUUUACAAAGAAAUAACUCUGUAUUUCCCUGUUUGUUGUUUAUUAACAUACACCUGUGCUCCGGGAUAAAUCUAGCUUGACUUUAUUACAAAUUACACCCCUGUUGAUCCAACUACAGAAUCCUGUUAUCGUGGUGAUAUGAACAAACAUCCCUCAGGGAUUAUGGAUAAAUCCCCAACUUCAGCUGACUGAGAUUUUCCUGUUAAUUCCGUGAGCUGGAGACCGAGGAUGCUGAACAGGACACAAAAAUGGGUUUAAUUUUUGGAUAUCAAGAUUGCAGGAGGACUCCAGCCUGGAUACUGGGUGGCAGGGGAGGCAAGGAAGGUGGGAAGGCAGGGAAUACAUCCAUAGAUUGGAUAAACUCUUCUCUGUGAGUGCUUAUGCAGUUCUGAAGGUGAGGGUAAGAGAGAAAAGUAAAUUCUAUUGACUUGCUUUGAUGUGGCUACACGAUACCAGUUUUUUAAUAUACCAUUAUACCCAAGAUGAUUUUAUUAUUCUACCACAAUUGUCUGAAAAAAAAAAAAAGCUAGAAAAUUACAUCGUAAUAGCUAAAGAAACUGAUUUCUGACUUCCUAAACAGGCUUGCGUGAUUGUUCUCCUCGUUUCCUGUCCCCGCUUCCCAUUCUGAUCUUACAAACUGUCAUUUCCUUCUUCUUUUUGUUUGUUUGUUUGGGUUGGGUUUUUGUUUUUUUGCAAUCAUCACUGUAUUGACCAAUUCUGGAAAGAAUUCAUGACUUCCAGCUUUGUGCUUUGGGGGUUUUGAGAUGCCGAAAUGUUGGUGUGGGGUUUGUACCAUUAACUAUUUCUGAUAUCACACUGAGUGUGCAGCUCCAAUCCUGGGAAGAGCAGCGUGCCCAGAGAGAUUACAGGAGACUGGGAAAUUCACUGUCGCUUAAAGCUUUCAAAGGCCACCCAAUCUUUCUAAGAAGGAAAACUCUUUUUGUGCCAAAACACAGAAAUAAGCUCAUUCUGAGGGUCUUCAUUCAGCAGUGUUUGGACUAAAAAAGAUAAUGAGAGGAUCCCUGGGAGCUGGGGAUGAGGAGGAAUCACCUUCCUGGGAGAUAACCUGGAAUAUAAGGGAAUUAAAUCUUGGAGAGAAGGGCGGGUGGGCACCUGAGGAUGGAGCAGUACAGGUACAGAUUCCAUCACCACUUCCAUGGACACUCCUGGUGCUCAGCUUCCAGGUGAUUUCAGGAAUAAAUGUAGA